This is a messenger RNA of Entrophospora candida, 354 nucleotides long. Lineage: Eukaryota; Fungi; Glomeromycota; Glomeromycetes; Entrophosporales; Entrophosporaceae. The record is from the annotation of a GenBank genome assembly.
AUGACAAGUAUAGCAAAAAGAUUGAUAAGAAAAUCUAAACCACAAUUGCCAAUUUACAAAGAUGCUAAAGGUCACAAAACUCUUUUAGAAUUAAUUAAUGUUUAUCCAGAUUAUGGAGUUGGCCUAAACGUGGUUUAUCUUGAUGUUGACAGUUUAAAUCAUGAAAAAAGUAGAUUGGAAAAUUCAAUAUUUCACUUGACAAGAUCAAUUAACGAAUUAAAAUCUUUUAUUAAUGAUCAAAAUUCCAGUGAUAAUAAUUUUGAAUUUGAAUUGGCUAUUAAAGAAAACGAAGAAGUUAUCACAAAUCAAGAUCAAGGAAUGGAUACAGGUGAAGAAGAUGGUGUUUAUUUGUAA